This is a messenger RNA of Aspergillus neoniger CBS 115656, 576 nucleotides long. RefSeq lists its product as uncharacterized. NCBI's taxonomy places the organism in Eukaryota, Fungi, Ascomycota, Eurotiomycetes, Eurotiales, Aspergillaceae. The transcript has 2 exons. The coding region runs from base 118 to 417 and encodes 99 amino acids. The record is from RefSeq and is a predicted model, not a curated record.
ACACUUUAAUGGGAAGACGAAGACGACGAAACUUGUUAGAUUGCUUUGCCGCAAGAUGCAUACGACUCUUAUAUCACGAGGCCUGAUCCUGUUCUGCGAUUAUUGGCUUACGAUUCGAUGAGGGAUGACGAGAUGACACUCAACCGAGAGAAUCUACAAAUUGUGUCGGCGGAAAGCAAUAUAAAACCAAUCAUCAACACCUGGAUGGCUACGAAGGACGACAACAAAACGGGAUUCGGAUGUCUUUGUGUGCCCAUGGCAAGAGAAAUGACUCACCAGCAUUCGCAUUUAACCUUUUACUUAUCUCCUUCUAUCUACUUGUUUGUCACUUUGUAUAUGGGGCAAUUUGCAUCAUUUAAUGUUUUUAUUUCUCUGUCAGACGUGUCCAAUGUGCUUUUGUUCUCUCAUCUCCUCUAAUCAUGUUUUUUAUGGAGCCCCUGUGAUAGUGGGUUAGAGUGGAGGAAUUGACGGAACGUUGUCGGCAUACCACAUCGUAUGCAAUGUGGCUGUUGCCGAGGACGGGUCAUUCAUUCUCUUUACAAUUUUUCAAUUCCCUGACCUGCAGGUGUAAUUCAA